GGAAUUUCAGACGCUCGUCUGAGAUGGAGAAGAAGCUCUCAGUCGCUUUCUUUUCUCUCCUUUUCCUCUUCUCUUUCUUCUCAUCUACUGAUGGAAUCGAAUCUCCUCAAUUCACAGUCCUCCAUUCAGAAUCCGAUUUCGAGAUCCGAUACUACAGAGAAUCUUCGUGGAUGACGGCUUCUGUUCGCGGAAUUUCCUUUCAUAAGGCCACCAGAGAAGGCUUCCACAGAUUGUUUCAGUACAUCCAAGGCGCCAAUCUCAAUUCUUCCCGGAUUGCAAUGACUGCUCCAGUGUUAACAAGCAUCGUCCCAGGGGCGGGCCCGUUGAACUCAUCGGCCUACGCCGUCCGGCUCUACUUGCCUGUGAAAUUCCAGGCAGUGCCGCCGCUCCCCCUCCCUGAACUGGACCUGCAUCCAGGCAAAUGGGUGGGCCACUGUGUUGCAGUCAGGAAGUUCUCCGGGUUUGCUCGGGACAGCAACAUUGUCAAGGAGGCAGAGAAACUCGCCAUCAGCUUGAGCCGAUCUCCAUGGGCGGGUUCAACCACACCUGAAGGUGAGAAUGCUUACUCGAUUGCUCAAUAUGAUUCCCCUUUCCGCAUUAUUGGGCGCAAAAAUGAAGUGUGGGUGGAUGUUGAUGGGUCUGAAACGGAUGGUUGCCGAUCAAGAAGGUUAGAAGCGUACUGAAGAUCUUGGAUUCAACGGUUGGAUUGUACUUGCAUGGAUCUUCUAUGCGGGUUCUAUUUGUUGCAGCUUCCUGUUCAUAAUGGCAUCUACAGAAUCAUGAAAUUUCAUGAUAUUUUGUGCCGAAUUAGACUGAUUAAUCUUGAAAUUCCAUGUAUAGAACAAAUCUCAGAUGUUUGGGUGGUGGUGUGAUUUCUACCAUGUAUAAAACAAGCUGUAAGUAGAUUGUACAUGUCACUGUUGUGUUUUAACUGUAUGUUUCAGUGGAUAGAUGAUCAGAGCUGUCCACCUGAUAGGUACUGCCACCAUGGAUUGGCUUUGUGUAUAUACUAUCACGCAGAAUGGAUGAUCAUGGCCAUUGAUUUUA
Magnolia sinica is the source of this 1047-nucleotide messenger RNA. RefSeq lists its product as uncharacterized. Bases 24 to 683 code for a protein of 219 amino acids. The transcript is spliced from 2 exons. The record is from RefSeq and is a predicted model, not a curated record. Lineage: Eukaryota; Viridiplantae; Streptophyta; Magnoliopsida; Magnoliales; Magnoliaceae.